GAUGCUGAAAGAUAGAUUAAAAACCAGGAAAACGUGUUUCUAAAUAAUUAAUUCAACGGAUGCUGAAAGAUAGACUAAAGACUUAUUCUUUAACAACUUGGUUGAGCCGUAUAUAUUAGUAGGUUUGAAUGUUAUUCUGUUCUCGGCUUUGUGGCUGCUAUCCUCUGCAAAAUCAGACGCAUUUUGAUUGGAGUAACACCAUUCUUUUUUACCCUUUAUUCACCGCCGGAGAAAAAUUUCUUGCUAAGCUCAUCUUCAAGAAUCAGAUAUCAUCAUGCUUGGCAAGGAGUUUUUCACCGAGUAUGGUGAAGCAAGUCUGUAUGAGAUUCAGGAAGUUGUUGGGAAAGGAAGUUAUGGAGUUGUUGCAGCUGCGGUUGAUACGCACACAGGCGAAAAGGUUGCUAUUAAGAAGAUUAAUGAUGUGUUCGAGCAUGUCUCGGAUGCGACUCGCAUUCUGAGAGAAAUUAAGCUUCUUAGGCUGCUUAAGCAUCCGGAUAUUGUAGAGAUUAAACAUAUCAUGCUUCCUCCUUGUAGAAGAGAGUUUAAAGAUAUUUAUGUGGUGUUUGAGUUGAUGGAAUCUGAUCUUGAUGAAGUGAUCAAGGUUAAUGACGAUUUAACUCCUGAACAUCAUCAGUUUUUCCUGUAUCAGCUUCUUCGCGCUUUGAAGUAUAUACAUACAGCACAUGUGUUUCAUAGAGAUUUGAAACCGAAGAAUAUCCUGGCUAACGCAGACUGCAAGUUGAAGAUAUGUGAUUUUGGUCUAGCGCGUGCUUUGUUAGAUGAUACCCCGUCAGCAAUUUUUUGGACUGACUAUGUGGCUACUAGAUGGUAUCGAGCUCCUGAACUUUGCGGCUCCUUUUUCUCUAAAUAUACUCCUGCAAUUGAUAUCUGGAGCAUAGGAUGUAUAUUUGCGGAGAUGCUAACCGGAAAGCCGUUGUUUCCUGGAAGGAACGUUGUGCACCAAUUGGAGCUCGUCACUGAUUUGCUCGGUUCUCCUUCUCCUGAAAUCAUUUCGAGGAUACGAAAUGACAAGGCUAGAAGAUACUUAAACAGCAUGCCAAAGAAAACCCCUAUUCCAUUCUCACAAAAAUUCCCAACUGCUGAUCCGUUGGCACUUCGAUUGCUUGAACGAUUGAUUGCAUUUGAUCCUGCAGACCGCAUAUCUGCUGAAGAGGCCUUAGCUGAUCCGUAUUUUUAUGGGCUAGCGAAUUUGGAAACUGAACCAUCCAAAGAGCCGAUUUCGAAACUUGAAUUUGAGUUUGAGAGGCGAAGAUUAACUAAGAAUGACGUACGAGAGUUGAUUUAUAGGGAGAUCCUAGAGUAUCACCCACAAAUGCUGCAAGAGUACCUUCAUGGCGAAGAACACAUAAGCUUCAUGUAUCCAAGUGGAAUCGAACGAUUCAAGCAGCAAUUUGCCGAUCUUGAGGAUCAGGAAGGGAAGGAACGAAAAAACUCUCCGCUUCAUAGGCACUACACAUCAUUGCCAAGAGAGCGGAUAUGUGUACCCAUAGAAGAAGCUGUUGAUGAAAUCAACACCUUUGAAAGGCGUACGAAUGCUGCUAUCGCUAGCUCUCUCGAAAGCCCACCGAGAUCAGAAAGGUGUAACGAAUCCAAAACUGUUAAAAAAGAUUCUAACAUUAUCCCAAACAGCCGUAAAAAUCCAGACUUGCCCAGAAGUUCUUGCACUAACACACCCAAAUAUGUAGGACCCAGCAACAGGAGUUGCAAGGGUCAAGGAGAUGAGGUGAGCAGUGUUCUGUCACAGAAGCUAGCAGCACUGAGUUCUUGAUCUGUGUAUCAAGGCUUUGAUACUAGAUUUUGACAGAAUCUAGUAUAAACUCAACCAUGUAAUAUUACUAUUGUGAAGUUUGAUAAUUUACCUGCUGCUGAUAUUUGUUGGUUGCUGUUGAAGCUUUGUUAUUUCAAACACUGCUACCUUGUUGCAAUAACAUGUACUUAUUGUAGUAUAAUUUGAAUUCAGUUCUGAUGAUCCCUUA
Molecule: messenger RNA, 1997 nt
Organism: Helianthus annuus (common sunflower)
Lineage: Eukaryota; Viridiplantae; Streptophyta; Magnoliopsida; Asterales; Asteraceae
Product: mitogen-activated protein kinase 9
Exons: 11
Coding region: 275-1789 (504 amino acids)
Biological process (GO): intracellular signal transduction; protein phosphorylation
Cellular component (GO): nucleus; cytoplasm
Molecular function (GO): ATP binding; MAP kinase activity
Source: RefSeq, a predicted model, not a curated record